Molecule: messenger RNA, 3260 nt
Organism: Bombus terrestris (buff-tailed bumblebee)
Lineage: Eukaryota; Metazoa; Arthropoda; Insecta; Hymenoptera; Apidae
Product: cilia- and flagella-associated protein 206
Exons: 12
Coding region: 701-2479 (592 amino acids)
Biological process (GO): regulation of cilium beat frequency
Cellular component (GO): ciliary basal body; axoneme
Source: RefSeq, a predicted model, not a curated record
UGCGACACCUCUGACGGAGCUUCGACCCCCACCUCGUCCGUUUAUCGAGCCAUCGAAGUUUACGAACGUCUACGAACUUUACCGAACUCGAAGCGCGCCGAUUACAGCCGCAUUUAAAUUAUGCAUUACUUUCAGUAUGUUUUUCAUUGUUUUUUUAUCUCUUUUUCCGCUUUAAUAAUUAUUAUUUACGAAUUCUCUCUUUUGACCUCUGCAAAUAUGAAUUGCUAAUCAAUUAACGGCAGAAAUACGCAGGAACUAAUAAACUAUUAUAAAUCACAAAAAUAUAAUAAAAGUCGUUUUAUCUUCAGUCCGAUGGUUAAGGUAGAAAAGUUAAAAAAAAAUCAGUUCUUCGAUAUGAAAUUUCUAAAAAAAGAAAGACAUUUCUUUUUAUAGAUAAAAUAAUAAUCGUGCACUAAGCUUUGAAUGUAAAAGGUCGUGUUUGGGAUAUCGAUCAAACUUUAGAAAGCAAACCAAUACAGUCGGUCGGCGACAACUUAAAAUAUUAAUUGAUAUGAUCAGUUGUAUUUAGAUUUUAAUCAUGGAAAAUUUGCGAAGGGAAUUAAUAAGUAAUAUAAUGAUCACGUGUCAAGAACGCGAGAUAGACGUGACUGAAGAUUUUAUUUCCUUCUUGGUAUGUAUCUUUUAUGCGAAAAAUUUCAAUAUUAAAUUAACCUAAAUAAUUAUUAAUUUGACACAAGAUAUGACUUUUUUUCCUACAUCUUUACAGCUCACUCUGUUUCAAUUAAAUCCUAUAUAUGAAAUUAAGGUAAACGAUGAAGAAAACAAUGAAAAAAUUAUUCAAGCGUUAGUUGAAAAAAUAUGCGAUCAAGAAAAACCAAGUUUAACGAUAUUAAAAAGUCAAUUAUAUUUUGCGAAGCACUAUCAUGAUAGAGACGAGACUGUUAAGCGCCAUAGAUUGCGAUUACAUCAAAAGACUGGACCAUUAGUGGCGGAAAUUUGUCAGACAGAGAAACUUGCGAAUAAACAGGAGUCAGAAAAGUUAUACCAUAAGAUGUUGGUGGUUAUUACUUUCUUAAGUGGUCUUGGAAAUCCUACUGUAUCUUCUGUGCUCAAAGAGGUAUCGGUGGCACUGCAAAGCGUUUUUCAACCUUCGGAAUUAGAACAGUAUGUAAAGAUGUCUAAACGUGAGAAGGAAGAACAGCUAAUGGAAUUAAUGUGCAUAGUUGCAGGAAUACGUUUAUUUAAUAGAGAUAACCAACGCGGAGGCGAAGGCAUCGACGAUUUGCCAGCUAUUUUGCAAAAAGCUACUAAAAGAACCCGCGACUGUAUUAUGGAAUUUUUGGAACGUCUAAUGACAAAAAUAUAUAAAUUCACUGCAGCCAUCGAAAAAAUAUGUUUCAUUAGAAAAUUAAUACCAUUUGGCGUUUAUACAACCGAGAAUGUAAACUGGGCAGCUGAAAUGUUAACUGCAUGUCGGCAACAAGAAAUUUACGUCAGGAAACUGUUAAGCGAUGUAGAGCAAAGCGAAAAAGAGAUACAAAAUUAUAUGGAACGUCUUCAAGGACGUCUGUUUAAGCUUCACGAUACCGUGAGAUAUAGAACUGCUAUUCCUACUGUUCAAGUAUAUCCACAAUUUAUCGACUUAGCAGAUAUAUGGAUGGGACUUCAAGAUGAGGUAAUUAUAUUAAGUGGCAUAAAUAACUUUUUCUGGGAACUUCAAACUCUGAGUGCAAAGACCGUGAAUGCAUACAACGAAACGCUAUUGACCGAUAUGCUGUCUAACGAACAAGUCCUCACAGAUGCUGAAAGACUGGAGCAAUCAAUGGGUGAACCAAUAAGGGAAUGCGGCGAAUGCACUAUCUAUCACCCUAAUGAAACUAAGGAUUUUGAAAAUAUAAAUUUAGAGUUUCUAGGAUUUUGCGCGUGGAAGUUCGUUAGUGAACACGGAGCAUUGAUCCCGGGAAAUCCGAAUAACGGUAUUGUUAAAUGGAGAGGAAAAUAUUACGUAUUUUGCUCGAUUUUAGCAGCCCAACAAUUCGGACAAGAUCCUGAUAGGUACAUUUAUGAGGCUCUUGAUUACAUACGCAAUCACGUUGAAUAUGUGUAUUUGUUUCAAGUACACGACGAUGUUCGAGCUCUACAAACACAAAAAGUGUUGUCGGAAGAAGGACCUCAAUUAAAAACUUGUCAACAUCAAAUGGUUCAAACAGAUUUGCAUAUACUUCCACCUUCCAUUGACAAAAAUUAUUCUUCGAAUCUUUGGGAACUAAGAAACAGAGCAUUGCACUUAGCAACUAUAAGCCGAUGCACAACACGCAGUACGCAAACAUAUAAAUCCAACUUCCGAUACGGUAUUUACGUACAAGCAGCUCCGCCCCGAAAUAAAGAAGUUCAAACGAGGAGAGAUAAUUAUAUGAACACAAAGAAACUCUUAACUUAUAUCUUUGGCUUGCGGGGGAGGCGCGAUGAUAAUCAACACGUAUUAUCUUUCUUAGAAGACGAACUCGAACAUUUAUAGAUAUGUAUUCAAUUUUAUAUUAGUUUAAAGGACAAAUUGGAUAGGAUUGUUCGAGGACAUCUACGAUAGAAUGAAGCUACAAAGGGCACUCUAAAAAAAAAUGAAAGCAGUAUCUUUUAAUGAUGUUUUCAAAUACAUUCACGAAAUAUCAGGGAAUAACCUGUACUUUUCUUCAUUUAAAAAACAAACUGAUAUUAGAACUUGUUAUUCUGUGUACACGUUCAUCUUUAUCUUCACUGUAAUGUUUUCAUUAUCGUCAAAUGUUUGCAAUGAUUUCUUUGUGGCUUCCAUUAAUUUAGGCCAGCAUUCAUUAAUUUAUAUUCAAAAUACACAAAUUUUUCCAUACAACGAGGUAUAAAUAUCCACACUAGGAUUAAUUCUAUACCUCGUAUCAUCAACCUAUCUUAUUUUCUACAAUUCAACAUUGCAUAAUGCUGCACAUACUGUAACUUUUAAUAUGCAUGCAUUGUACCUUCUCUGAAUACAUUAUUUUACCAUUAAAUCUUAAGAGUUAGGUCAAUUUUUUACACCAAGAAACCUAUAUUACGACAAUAAUUAUUAAUUACAUGAUAAUACAAUUAAAUUUCGCUUAGUAAUAAUUUCAGUGUAUAAUAUAACAAUUAUACAGAAGAUGUAUACAGGAUGUUGAUUUUUAUCUUUAUCUUUCUCUUAAUUUUUGUCGCACUUUUUUUUUAGCCUUACCACAUAUCAUUAAUCCUCUCUCUCUCUCUCUGUUGACAAAACUGUUUAUCUCUCUGUUACAUCCAUUGCAGAAAAGUAA